UACCAAAGUUUCGGCUUGGUGUCUUCGCUGCGCUACUCCUCAGUAUAGCGCUCCAUUCUAUGGCUCGAUGGAUACACCAGAUGGGACCAAACCUACUGUAUUCGUCAAGUACCCGUUGUACCGUAUAUCGGUACUGUGUACGGGGCCCGCACACCUACAAGCGCAGAUCCCUGGUAGCCCGCCAUGACUCUGACAUUGCUUGACGUUGUUCUGUGUCUGGUACUUGUCACCCUCAUCGUCCUCUAUGUCGUUCAGAGACUUCAAACCUCUUCCAAGAGGCAUCUCCCACCAGGUCCGAGCCCACUACCGAUUUUGGGUAAUGCACACCAAAUGUCCUCCGACUUUCCCGAGAAGGUGUUUGCCCAGUGGAAGGACGUGUAUGGCGACAUUAUAUUCCUACAGAUGUUCGCCACCCCGGUGCUGGUCCUGAAUUCUGCCAAAGCUGUGCGGGAUCUCCUUGAAAAGCGCAGCACGAAGUACUCAGACAGACCGUAUUCAACCAGAUUCAUCGAACUUCUGGGAUGGGACGCAAGCUUUGCACUCAGGAACUACGGUGAGAUGUUCAGGAGGCACCGCCGCUGGUUACAAGCCCCAUUCUUCGACAAAGCUUCAAUUGCGCAGUACUUGCCCGUUCAGACUCGCGAGGCUCACAUACUUCUUUCCAACCUCCUCAUCGAUCCCGACAACUUUUCAAAUCAUGUCCGUCGCUUCUCUGGCGCAACCAUGCUGGAGACACUGUACGGACACAGCGUCAUCUCACCGGACGAUGAAUAUCUUCGGCUCGUUGACACAACCAUCGAGGGCACCACGGCCGCUUCCGCCCCCGGCGCUGCGCUCGUGGAUUUCAUUCCCAUACUUAAGUACACUCCAACCUGGCUUCCCGGCGGUGGAUGGAAGCGUCGUACAUUGGAAGGGAGAGCCGCGUUGCAGGAGACCCACGUCAAAACAUAUGCGCUUGCGGAAAUGCAUGCAAAUAAUGGCAAGUUGUCCGUUGUGGGCUCACUGAUCAAGGAGUACUCGGACAAAGGAGAGAUUGGGCCCCUAUUGCCGGAAAUCAUGCAACUCGGGACGUCGGCAUACUCUGCUGGAACAGAUACGACAAAGUGUGUAUUGCAAAGCUUCAUACUCGCUAUGGUUCUACAUCCCGAAGUGUACAAGAAGGCGCAAGAUGAGAUGGAUCGUGUCGUCGGUCAUGACAGGCUACCGACAUUGGAGGACAGGGAUUCCCUUCCGUACUUAGAGUGUAUACAGAAGGAGACAUAUCGCUGGAUCUGUCCCGUCCCCUUGAGUCUACCCCAUGCAUCGAGCGAAGACGAUGAGUAUCGUGGAUACUUUAUCCCAAAGGGAACAACUGUGAUCCCAAAUCUCUGGCUCAUGUGUCGAGACCCCGAGGAUUACCCUAGUCCAGACGAUUUCCUGCCAGAACGUUUUUCGAUGCUGACAGCGGAGGAAGUCGAGCGCAUAGAUCCACGUAAUAUAGUGUUCGGACAUGGUCGAAGGAUCUGUCCGGGUCGUCGCUUCGCAGACAUCAGCGUAUGGUUGGGGAUGUCUUACAUGAUAGCGACUCUUGACAUCUCGAAAGCCCGAGAUGCUUUAGGAAAUGAGAUUACGCCCCCGGUUUUAUACGAGCCCGGUUUCACAAGCUGUCCCGUCCACUUCGAAUGCUCAAUCAAAGCGCGAUCGCAAAACGCUGUAGAAUUGAUCGCUAGUACUGCUUGAGAGUGGCGCGUUCGAACACUGGCCGUAGGGCAUACCAUUUGGCGCCAAAGUCAGGUACAUACAAGUAUGUACAAGGGGAUUGCAUUGAAUGCAAUGAAGGGCCGC
Molecule: messenger RNA, 1824 nt
Organism: Rhodofomes roseus
Lineage: Eukaryota; Fungi; Basidiomycota; Agaricomycetes; Polyporales; Fomitopsidaceae
Product: cytochrome P450 monooxygenase
Exons: 13
Coding region: 184-1719 (511 amino acids)
Molecular function (GO): monooxygenase activity; oxidoreductase activity, acting on paired donors, with incorporation or reduction of molecular oxygen; heme binding
Source: RefSeq, a predicted model, not a curated record